Messenger RNA from Archocentrus centrarchus (flier cichlid), 3418 nucleotides. RefSeq lists its product as uncharacterized. The transcript is spliced from 3 exons. Lineage: Eukaryota; Metazoa; Chordata; Actinopteri; Cichliformes; Cichlidae. The record is from RefSeq and is a predicted model, not a curated record. The coding region runs from base 1223 to 2719 and encodes 498 amino acids.
CACUGACUCCACGUCAUAUUUUUGUAUCGCCUGGGAUCGCUUAGAACCUCGGGUGAGUAGGAACAGACCGGCAAAGUGUACCUGAUUCUAAUGGAGAUGCUGUCAAAUCGCGGCGAGUCGUUCCGUAUGUAAACGCGGCUUAAUUAUCUUGUCCCUAUGUACAAUGCAGUUCGCUACCUGCUAGUCUAGUGAUUAUGGAAGAGUAUUACACGAUUAUGCUCCCAGUCACUACUACAGCACAGACACUCAUGGCAUAUUAGGUGAAACUGGAUAAUUUCCCACGGCAUACCUGACGAUCUCCCACGGCAUACUAGUUGAAAAACGCUGGAUUAAAGUGACUCGUCAUGCUCCACACUGACACGUGCGAUCCUCCAUCCAUCGGAUUUAAAUGGAGGUUCCGCUCUUUAUUUACCCGUUGCCAUGGUGAAUCCUGGUAUCUUUCUCACGCACGCGCUAACUCAGGGUUAUCAUAGUCAGAGUUGAUUAAACUAACUCUGAUCAGCUGUUCUGGAAUGGGAAACUCAGAGUAUGUUUGUAGACUCAGAGUUUGUUGAACAUGCUUCCUGGAAUAUGAAAACUUUCCCAGAUGUUAAACCUAAAGUAAGGAGCCUAUUUUGAAAGUGUCCGGAGUAGAAAGUAGCGAUCUUUGUGUAAAAAUGUAGGGAGUAAAAAUAAAAAGUUCUCAGAAAAAUUAAUACUCAACUAAAGUACAGAUACCUGCAAAUUUUACUUAGGUAGAGUAACGAAGUAUUUGUAUUUCGUUACUUCCCACUUCCGGCUAAAAGCUGAGGCAAAACAAAUGUUUACUGCCGCAUCUGACAGCCAUAUCAAUCCGCAGCAGUGAGUUCACGUGGGGGAAAAGUGCUCUAUAUUCUCUUAAUGUCCCUCCGCCAACGAUUGCCGAACCGAAGUGGAAAACUGUGAGGCGGGUGCGCGUGGCACGUACGCGUGCGCAUGCACGUCGAAUAUAUUGAAUGUGACCGGCGUCACUUUUUGGUUUUGUUUUUUUUUGUUUUGGGGGAGGAGCGGCGUUACGUCACACAGAGGAGAAUGGAACGGGUGCGACGUCCUUUGAUCUAAGCCUUUAAGUAGAAUCCAGACCUCUCAGAUGCUGCAGAGAUUUUUCGUGGCAGAAAGCACCAAACAUUUGGAAAUUACCCGGAGAAAUGUGCAUUUAACAGUUGUACCAAACUGACUACAUUGCUGGAAAAGGUGGAAUAUUAUGAAAAACAUAUUUUCACACAAACAGAAUAAGAUAUCAGGAGAAAUGGGAGCACUGGAUUUAAUGCAUUUAAAGUUGCCUCAGGUGACCCCAAAAUUCCUUGGAAAAGUCAUCAGCUCCUGUAUGCAAGAUAUUUCAGACGAUGAGUGGAUGUCUUUGGAUGCCAGUGAUACUGGAUCAAAGGCUGUCACUGCGCUGUCCGACAUGUGCUGUGCCGUCAUAGGUGAAAUCAGCUCCUUGGUCCUGCAGGAUGUGGAGCCUCAGGUUCUUGCCUGGGGCCACCAUCACGCAUGUGGCGAUAAUGUAACUGUGCCGGGUGGGUGGAGUUACUGCAGGGUGACAGAGAUGAAUAUUCGAGCCUGCUGUAGAAACAGCCUUUAUGACUGUUUUGGUGAAGCCCUGCACGUAGCACAGGAAAGCUCCCACACCUUAGAUCAGUUAGUGAGGCUGUUUUCAGCAGAGAUUACUAAAAGAGUAAACUCAUCGCUGGCCCAAAUCACAGGCUCAGCUCCGUCCUCUGACGUUUAUUACUGGCCGACAUCAGAAUGCAUUUUUCAGAUGGUCUCUAACAUGGGAAACAUUUUUAAAUCCAUGUUGGAAGGCCGCAGAAGAGUCAAAGGUGAGCCAUGUGACGAGCUGCCGUGCCUGGGCUGUGACUGCAAGCAGUGUUGCUGUUUUGACUUUGAGGGUUUUGAGAAAAGGUUAGCAGAGCUUUUAGCCUGCAUGGAUAAUCUGAAUCGAGAGCCAGCUCCACAGAUGAAGGACGAGUCAUGUGACAAGCAGCCAUGCUCCUACUGUAAAUCCAAGGAGUGCUGGUGUUUUGACUUUGAGGAUCUUGAAAAAAGGUUAGCAGCGAGUUCAGUCUGCAUGGAUAAUUUGAAUCCCGAGCCAGCUCCACAGGUUUCUGAUCGCUCAGAAUCACAUGACACCCUGGGUUCAGACAUGAUGGAUAGUUCUUCAUCACGUUCACGGUCUCCUGAUUUCCAAAUCAACCAGACCUUCCUUACUGUGCUUCUUGGGAAGCUGGUUGACCACAUUGCUGUGAAAACCAAAACAUCCAUACUAAACAUGGAUCUUGAGCAAUUAGUGUAUGGUGUAACAGUGAGGACCGAGGGCGUGCUGAAUCUUGCUCCCCCAAAAAAUGUUGCCAAACUGCACAUCAGAAUGUACAAAGAGCUGUGCCUGAAAUUUCGAUCCAAAUACGUGCUGCAGGCCGUCAUGGAAUCAGGUGAUGACACGUUUGAGUUUGCUGUUUCUGAGACUUUAAAAUCACAGCUCAUGAAACAGAAGACCAAGAAAAGAUGGAGGCCUUUCAAGUCCAGGAACCUUCCUCCAGUGCCUGAGGUUCAAACACCAGAAUCCCAGAGUGAAGAACGGGGCGAACAAACAUCGUUCUCACCUCCAAAACGAUCACUGGGCAGAACCGUGCGGAAGAAGCUUUCACGCUGGGGUUCUAACGUUGUGGAUUUCUUUAAUAGCAGAAAUUCACAGACUUGACUUUACAGUCACAUCACCAGUUUGGACAAACCCUCUUCUUUAACAAUGAUCACAGGCUAAUUUGUCAAGAUAUAAAAAAAUACAAUGUAGGCUUUGUUAAAAUACUUUUGAGAAAUUUAAUUUGACAGAGCAGAACUCAGCCGUACAUUGUAUUUUUUUUAUAUCUUGAAAAAUGAGCCUGAAAAGACAUUUUUGAAAAGACAGCUGUCUUUUCAAAAAUGUUGGGAUAUUUGCAGCUAUUUUAAAACAGUGCACAUAGAUAAUAAUGAUUAUAGUGCAUUUUUUUGAGUGAGCGUACCAACUUUUCUCACCCCCCAACCGGUCGCGGCAGAUGACUGCCCCUCCCUGAGCCCGGUUCUGCCGGAGGUUUCUUCCUGUUUAAGGGAGUUUUUCCUUCCCACUGUCGCUGAGUGCUUGCUCACAGGGGGUCGUUUUGAUUGUUGGGGUUUUUCUCUUGUAUUGUUGGGUCCUUUGCCUGACAAUAUAAAGGUUUGAUUUGAUGCUAUAUAUACACAGUACCAGUGACUGUUACUGUGUAUAUAUAGCAUCAAAUUGGACUAUAAGCACUGUUGUGUUUCUGUGGGGCUCACUGGAGGAAGGCUGGAGGGUAUUUGUCUUCCUCAGCCUCUCUGGUGUGCAGUUUGCACGUUCUCCCCACGUUCCUGUGUUUCUUCAUGAAACUCAAAAAAUGUCAAAAAC